This is a messenger RNA of Cucurbita moschata (crookneck pumpkin), 2881 nucleotides long. Its product is annotated as receptor-like serine/threonine-protein kinase ALE2. The transcript has 8 exons. Gene Ontology annotation, molecular function: protein kinase activity; ATP binding. Bases 490 to 2667 code for a protein of 725 amino acids. The record is from RefSeq and is a predicted model, not a curated record. Gene Ontology annotation, biological process: protein phosphorylation. NCBI's taxonomy places the organism in Eukaryota, Viridiplantae, Streptophyta, Magnoliopsida, Cucurbitales, Cucurbitaceae.
UACUUCUCUGCUUUCUCACGCAUCGUCCAAAAGAAAAACCCAAAUCAUCGAACAAAUCAAACCUCUCAAUUCUUUUUCUCUGCGAAAACCCCUAAAAAAAUCCAAAAACAAAGAGAGAGAGAGCACAAGCUUCCCCCCAAAAAGCUUCUCCCUGAGUGUUCUUCAGUCUCAGUCACUUUGUCAGGGCAGAAGAAGAAGAAGAGGAGGAGGAGGAAGAAGAAGUUCCCAUAAAUCACUCAUCGUCUUUCCAGUUUCACUCUGUGAUUCCUUCAUCAGUUCAUUCACUAGUAGCUUCUGCUUCUCUGUGCUUCAUUUCGAUUCCCUUUUUCGGUGAUGUUACUACACUGCUUUUGUCAUUGUUCUUUGUUGGAAAGAGCCAUUUGCAGUUCGCUUUUGCAUCGUCUUUGUUCUUGCUUCCCGCCCACGCUCAUUUCAGGAAUGGUUUCUUCGGCGUUUUGAUCCAAAUCUAACAGAUCUGACGUGUCGGUGAUGUCGGUGCUUGCGGCUUCCAUCACCGCGGGUAUAUUGGAACAGGUCUCUUGCCGGUUUGCAAAGCAGUUCAUUUUAUUGUGGUUUGUGAUUUCCAUAACCAAUGCCAAUGUCCCCGAUAUACUACCAGGACCUUUGGUUGCACCCGCUACCAGUGCUAUGCCUCUACCUGCAAAAUUGCCUCUUCACCAAUCCCACCACCGAAAAUAUAUGUCACCACAGAGCGCGCCAAUAGCUGGACUAGCACCAGCGUCUUCUCCUUAUUAUGGGCCUCUUAUCACUUCUGGUCACCCACCCAUAAGUUCAAGUUUUUCAAAACCACUGAUGAAGAGUGGAUCAGCUCCUCCUGGUGGUAGCCUUGAAAACAUUGCUCCCAUACAGUCCAGUGCUGGCGCUAUUCCCUCUGGCUUACCUCAGCCACCACUUUCCCCUAAUGCAGCAGCAGACUGUUGCAAACCUGACAUGGUGCAGAAGCGAGGAAGCGGUGAUGACUGCCAUUGUGUCUAUCCCCUAAAAAUUGAUCUCCUCCUCUUGAAUGUAUCACAGAAUCCUAAUUGGAAACUUUUUCUCGAAGAGUUAGCUUCGGAACUUCGUUUACAAGUCUCUCAGAUUGAGCUGAUAAACUUUUAUGUACUUAGUUUAUCGAGGUUAAAUAUCUCAAUGGACAUUACUCCCCACUCUGGGAUCAGCUUUUCUGCAGUUGAUGUGACUGCAAUAAACUCUUCACUUAUAAUGCACAAGGUUCGUCUAGACCCGACACAGGUUGGUGAUUACAGUCUUCUCAAUAUUACCUGGUUUAAGCCUCCGCCUCCUUCUGAAGCUCCUCUAGCUUCUGCAUCACCAGUAGAAGCUCCAGCAUAUCAUUUUCCAGCUUCAACAUCACUCAGUUCUCCUAGUAAAGGACACCAUUCUAAUCUGACACUUCUUGGUAUUGGCGCUGGUUUUCUGUUCCUUGCCAUUCUAUUUGUGUUGAUAAUUUGUUUAUGCAAAUCUCAUCGUGGGAAAACUGCUGAAGCACCUCCAUUAGUACCAGAAAAAUCAAGGGUCACGGACAAAGCGCCUGGGGUAGGAUCUUUCUCUCAUCCAUCUAGUAUGAGAUUUCUAACUUAUGAAGAGCUUAAAGAAGCAACUCAUAACUUUGAAGCAGCAAGCAUACUGGGGGAGGGUGGUUUUGGCAGGGUUUAUAAGGGUGUCUUAAGUGAUGGCACAGCCGUUGCAAUCAAGAGGCUUUCAAGUGGUGGGCAACAAGGCGACAAGGAGUUUUUGGUUGAGGUUGAGAUGCUUAGCCGGUUGCAUCAUCGAAAUCUCAUCAAACUCGUUGGCUACUACUGUAACCGCGACUCUUCACAAAACCUGCUAUGCUAUGAACUUGUUCCAAAUGGAAGCUUGGAGGCCUGGCUCCAUGGUCCUUUGGGUGUUAAUUGUCCUUUGGAUUGGGACACCAGGAUGAAGAUUGCACUGGAUGCUGCUCGAGGGCUUGCUUACCUUCACGAAGACUCGCAACCGUGUGUGAUACACCGAGACUUUAAGGCAUCGAAUAUACUGCUCGAGAACAACUUCCAUGCCAAAGUUGCCGACUUCGGUCUUGCUAAACAAGCUCCGGAAGGCAGAGCUAAUUACCUUUCUACUCGUGUGAUGGGCACAUUUGGGUAUGUCGCCCCCGAGUAUGCAAUGACUGGCCAUCUACUUAUUAAAAGCGAUGUUUAUAGCUACGGAGUUGUACUUCUCGAGUUGCUUACCGGAAGGAAACCUGUAGAUAUGUCACAACCAUCAGGUCAAGAGAACCUGGUCACGUGGGCGAGGCCGAUUUUGAGAGACAAGGAACGGUUGGAAGAACUUCCUGAUCCACGACUUGGAGGGAAGUAUCCAAAGGAAGAUUUUGUGCGGGUGUGUACCAUUGCUGCAGCCUGCGUCGCUCCGGAGGCUGGCCAACGUCCGACAAUGGGUGAAGUUGUACAGUCUCUUAAAAUGGUGCAACGUGUGACAGAGUACCAAGACUCCAUGGCGGUACCAUCCUCCAACAACCGAACCAAUCUUAGACAGUCGUCAACAACUUUCGAGUCCGAUGGAUCCUCUUCAGUGUUCUCUUCCGGACCUUAUUCUGGUUUAAGCACUUUUGACAACGACAAUGUAUCUCGGACAGCAAUUUUCUCCGAAGAUCUUCACGAGGGACGAUGAAAGUCUUGAAAGAAAGGUAACUAGGAAUCUCACAUGAAUUGGUAGAAUCCCCCACCAUCUCUCUCUCUCCCUCUGCCUCCUUUGUAAUGGUGAUUGUGGAGAACUGCUGUUUCAAUUUUCCCAUGGCAGUGUUGCUUGUUCUCAAUGUGAUGCAUAGAUUUUGUAAAUAUGUGUUCUUGUAGCUUUGUUUAAUGGAUCAUUUUUGCUUCUGAUU